AUGCAGGCACCAGCGAUCAUUGAAGAACGCAACGAAAAGCGACCAAUCGAUGAUGUAGAUCCUGAAGAUCAAGAAGGCGGAGACGAUGAUGAUGACGAUGAACAAGCCAGGAUUCUGGCCAUGAUCGAGGGCGAUGAAGAAGAGGGUACUGAUUUCAACGCCGCUGAUUUGAAAAAACUGGUACUUGGUUUCGAGAAGAAAUUGUAUAAAAAUCAGCAAAUGCGUGUGCGAUACCCUGACGAACCCACAAAGUUUUUGGAGAGCGAAAUGGAUUUAAGUGACGACAUACAGGGAUUGAACGUCAUCGCCACAGCGCCCGAUCUCUUCGCAACCUUGGUACAACUUAAGGUGCUGCCGUCUAUCCUUGGCCUGUUAUCACACGACAACACGGACAUCGCCCUCUCUGCAGUUGCACUGCUGAGUGAAAUCUUAGACGCAGAUACUCUGAGUGAAAGCCCUGAGGACGCGGAAAUAUUGCUCAAAGCCAUGCACGAUGCACAGCUGCUGCCCUUGUUGUUUCAGAAUCUGGAACGGCUGAAUGAGAGUAACAGAGAGGAUGCCGAGGGUGUACACAAAACACUGACUAUAUUAGAGAAUCUUUGCGAGAUCGACGAUAACACUCCGAGUUUGAUGUUGAAAGGAACCAAGAUGCUACCGUGGAUUCGUCGGAGGCUCCUCACCAAGGGACUUGAUGCUAAUAAAUUAUACUGCAGUGAGCUGCUAUCUAUAAUACUACAAACUUCGAAAGAAUCGAGGCGGAAGUUGGCGACCGAGAAUGGAAUUGACGAUUUGUUACGAAUUUUAGCCGGCUACAGAAAUAAAGAUCCUCAGACACCAGAAGAGGUGGAGUACUUGAACAAUCUGUUCGACUCAGUCACUACCACUCUCCUCGAGUCCGAAGGUAAGAAGCACUUUCUGCAAGGAGAGGGUGUGGAGCUGAUGAUUAUCAUGUUGAGAGAAAAGAAAAUGGCCGUGUUCGGUGCUAUGAAGGCACUAAGUUUCGCCACGACCGGCGAUGAGGUGGCUAUGUGCAAACGAUUUGUGGAGAAACGAGGACUGAAGUCAUUGUUUCCCCGGUUCAUGAAGGUGCCCAAGAAUGCCAAGGGAGUGGCGGAUAAAGGCGAAUACGAAGAACAUGUAUGUUCUGUGCUUAAUUCUUUACUCAGAAAUAUCCGGGACUCGACGCUGCGAAAUCGGCUGCUUAACAAAUUCGUAGAAGAUAACUUUGCUAAGGUUGAACGUCUGAUCGAGCUACACUUGCAAUAUAGCGAGAAGGUAGCGAAAGAGGACCAUGAAAUUGCCAGGGAGACAGUCGCGUAUCUUGCUGAGGAAAAAUCGAAGGGAGACGAGCAUCCCGAGAUUCCACCGGAGAUGACUGACAUGUUCUACCUGAGGCGCUUAGAGAAUGGGCUAUGUUGUUUACAGCUCGUGGACUCAAUUAUUGCAGAAAUUAUGGUGGCGGGAAUACCACAGAUACGAGGGAAAAUCAAGAAGUUGCUCGCUCAACAAGAGCGGUCGCUAUACGGGGUCAUCGAUGUGCUUGACGAAUUUGCUUCGAUGAUGGGCGAGGAGACAACGCUUAACAGUUCGUCUACAGCCAAGGUGUCGAGAGAAAAGGCGCAUAUACAAGAUCUUGUCAGCAAAUUGCAGGAUGGUGGAAUGUCGUCAAAAGAUUAAAC
Sphaeroforma arctica JP610 is the source of this 1679-nucleotide messenger RNA. RefSeq lists its product as hypothetical. Bases 1 to 1677 code for a protein of 558 amino acids. NCBI's taxonomy places the organism in Eukaryota, Ichthyosporea, Ichthyophonida. The transcript has 11 exons. Gene Ontology annotation, cellular component: spliceosomal complex. The record is from RefSeq and is a predicted model, not a curated record.